Pangasianodon hypophthalmus (striped catfish) is the source of this 15222-nucleotide messenger RNA. RefSeq names its product mucin-5AC-like. The record is from RefSeq and is a predicted model, not a curated record. Gene Ontology annotation, cellular component: extracellular matrix. NCBI's taxonomy places the organism in Eukaryota, Metazoa, Chordata, Actinopteri, Siluriformes, Pangasiidae. Gene Ontology annotation, molecular function: protein binding. The transcript has 61 exons. Bases 50 to 15049 code for a protein of 4999 amino acids.
GCUUCUCUCACAAACGUCUGUGGGCCUUCAGGGUAUCCACAGAUCAGCCAUGGGGAAGUACAAAGACAAUCCAUCAUGGACUCUCAGCUGGAUCAUACUCGUUAUUGGAAUAAGCUCCACUCAAUCAGCAGAUGGACCAGUCAACGUUACACCACUGACCAAGACCAUCUCUGGACUGAGUCCGGCUCAUAACGAACGAGUCUGCAGCACCUGGGGCAAUUUCAACUUCAAAACCUUCGAUGGAGACUUUUUCCAACUCGUGUCUACGUGUAACUAUGUCCUGACGUCACAGUGUUCAAGCAGCUAUGAGGAUUUCAAUAUUCAGCUGAGGCGGCAAGUCAUCGUUGAAGAGCCCCUGAUCAGCAAAAUCACCAUGAAGCUCGAAGGCACAGUGGUGGAACUUUUCAAAAGCUCCGUCAGUGUAGAUGGACACACGGUCACUCUGCCUUACAGCCAUUCUGGUGUCCUUAUUGAGAUAAACUCCGCUUACAUCAAAGUCGUCGCCAAGCUGGGACUCGUGGCCAUGUGGAAUGGACGUGAUGCUUUCAUGGUGGAAUUGGACAACAAGUACAAAAAUCAGACUUGUGGGCUUUGUGGUGACUUUAAUGGAGUCCAGCUCUACAACGAGUUCAUCAAAAAUGGGGUUGAGAUUUCUUCAUCAGACUACAGCCAGUUUGCGAAGAUGGAUGAUCCGACUGAGAGCUGCAGUGAAUCAGCUCCUCCAUCAGAUGACACCUGCAUGCAGCUGACGUCAGCGUGUGAGCAGUUGUUCUCAGGUCCAGCGUUCAGUGACUGUAACAGCCUCGUCUCUCUCGACUACUUUAUCAAAGCCUGUGAGAUGGACAUGUGCCAGUGCAAAGGCAACUCCAGCAACUUCUGCCUGUGCAGCACCAUCUCUGAGUAUUCACGCCAGUGUGUGCACGCUGGAGGAAAGCCGGACCAGUGGAGGACAGAGCAGUUCUGCCCCAAAACAUGCCCUUAUCCAAACAUGGUACAUCAAGAGUGUGGGAGCCCUUGCAUUAAUACCUGCUCCAAUCCUGACCGAGCACAUGUGUGUGAGGAACACUGCAUCGAUGGCUGUUUCUGCCCUUCAGGUAUGGUCCUGGAUGAUCUGACCGGUCGAGGAUGCAUUGCACAGGAUCAGUGCUCCUGCAUUCACAAUGGCAAAAUCUAUCACACUGGUCAGAACUUCACGAGCAACUGUAAAGAAUGCACAUGUACCUCGAACCAGUGGAGCUGCAUAGAGAAAGAUUGCCCUGGGACAUGCUCUGUAGAGGGUGGAUCUCACAUCACCACGUUUGAUGGAAAAACAUACAACUUCCACGGUGACUGUACAUACAUUCUGUCUGAGCAAACCAACGGCUCUGAGUUUGUGGUUGUAGGAGACUUGGUGCGUUGUGGUUUGACAACCACUGAAACAUGCCUGAAGGCCGUGACCCUGGCUCUGUCUGCCGGAAGGACCGUGUUUAACAUCCAGCCUGACGGAAAGGUCUUUCUCAACCGAAUCUAUUCUCAGCUUCCUCUCUCUACAGCUGGUGUGAAUAUUUUCCGCCCCACCUCGUUUUACAUCAUCGUCCAGACAUCUUUUGGGCUUCAGAUGGAGAUCCAGCUUGUACCCAUCAUGCAGGUUUACAUAACUGUGGAUGUGACCCACAAGCAACAAUUACUCGGUCUAUGUGGAAACUUUAAUGACAUCCAAAUCGAUGAUUUCACCACCAUGAGUGGAUCACGUGAAGGAACCGGUGUUGGUUUUGCAAACAGCUGGAGGACAAGAGCUAACUGUCCUGAAGUAAAGAACACCUUCGAGAACCCCUGCAGUCUCAGUGUGGAAAACGAAAAAUAUGCUCAGAAAUGGUGCUCCCUGCUGUCAGACCCUAAUGGUGUCUUUGCUCCGUGUCACUCCGAGAUCAGCCCAGAUAUCUACCAAAAGAACUGCAUGUAUGACACCUGCAACUGUGAGAACAGCGAGAACUGCAUGUGUGCGGCUCUCUCGUCUUACGUACACACCUGUGCCGCAAAGGGAAUUCUUCUCACCGGCUGGAGGAGCGAAGUGUGCACGAAAUAUGCCACCAACUGCCCGAGCACCAUGGUUUAUACCUACGGCAUCCGCAGUAGCAUGCAGUCAUGCCGCUGUCACAGUGACCCAGAUUUCACCUGCGCUGUGACCUUUGACCCGGUGGAUGGGUGCGUUUGUGCUGAAGGAACGUAUCUCAAUGAUAACGGGAAAUGUGUUCCGCUGGAUAAAUGUUCCUGCUACUACAAAGGGGCUGUGAUUCCUCCUGCAGAAGUCAUCAGCAAGGACGGCACCAUGUGCACCUGUAAGAAUGGCAAACUCAGCUGCAUCGGAUCUACCACCGAUGAGCCAUCUUGUUCCUCACCAAUGGUGUUCUUCAACUGCUCCGAUGCUACUCCAGGAUCUACAGGCUCUGAGUGCCAAAAGAGCUGUAACACCCUAGACAUGGCCUGUAUCAGCACGGAGUGUGUCUCAGGCUGUGUGUGUCCUGCGGGACUUGUGUCUGAUGGAAAAGGUGGCUGCAUUGAAGAUGCUCUAUGUCCUUGCGUUCAUAACAGUAAAACUUACCAGCCUGGAGAAUCCAUCAAAGUCGACUGCAAUACCUGCACAUGCAAGGACAGGAAAUGGCAAUGCAGCACAGAUUUGUGCCAUGGGACCUGUACAGUGUAUGGCGAUGGACAUUAUAUCACAUUCGAUGGAAAAAGAUACACUUUCGAUGGAGACUGUGAAUACACUCUCAUCAGAGAUCACUGUGGCCACAGCAAUACCAGUGGCACUUUCAGAGUCAUCACGGAAAACAUUCCCUGUGGAACAACUGGCACCACCUGCUCCAAAGCCAUCAAAGUCUUUCUGGGGAGUAAUGAGCUCUUACUAACAGACGGAGGCUAUGAAGUUAUUCAAAGAGAUGCAGGAGAUGAAAUUCCCUACCAGAUCAGCAUUAUGGGCAUUUACAUGGUCAUUGAAGCUAAUAAUGGGCUAAUUCUGAUGUGGGACCAGAAGACAAGUAUAUUCAUCAAGCUUAGUCCUAAUUUCAAGGGUGAGGUCUGUGGUCUCUGCGGAAAUUAUGAUGGCAACACAAACAAUGACUUUACCUUGAGAAACCAAGGUGUGGUAAACAACGCACUGGAUUUUGGAAACAGCUGGAAGGAGUCCUCCAGCUGCCCUGAUGCUAGUCAGAUCAAAAAUCCAUGUACCUUUAACCCCUAUCGGCAAGCCUGGGCUCAGAAACAGUGCAGCAUCAUCAUGAACGAAAUCUUUGUGACCUGUCACACACAUGUUGACCCUGCACCGUAUUAUUCUGCAUGCGUAAGGGACGCAUGUGCUUGUGAUAGUGGAGGAGAUUGUGAAUGUUUCUGUACCGCUGUAGCUGCUUACGCUGAAGCCUGUAACGAGGGUGGAGUGUGUGUUGCUUGGAGGACACCAAAAAUCUGCCCACUGUUCUGUGAUUACUACAACCCUCCUGAUGAGUGUGAGUGGCACUACAAACCUUGUGGAGCACCCUGUAUGAAGACUUGCAGGAACCCUGAAGGAACAUGUUCCAGUCAAAUACCACCACUGGAAGGCUGUUACCCAAAAUGUCCUGCUGAUCAGCCAUACUUUGAUGAGGACACAAUGAAAUGUGUGAAGAAGGAAAGCUGCGGCUGCUACUACAAAGCAAAACAUUACAACAAUGGAGAUGAGGUUCCAAGCACAGAGAACUGUCAGAAAUGCUAUUGUGGUUCAUCAGAAAUCAACUGUAAAACAGAUGAUAACGCUUGUACCUGCCUAUAUAAUGGAAUAAUAUAUCAUUAUGGUGACACUAUCUACAAUACUACUGAUGGAUAUGGCAACUGCAUCACAGCUAAGUGUGGAAAGAAUGGAAAAAUUGAAAGGACAUCAUAUCAUUGCUAUACAACACUACCACCAACAACAACAACUGUCUUCGACUUCUCCUCAACAACAGUGUCUACUAUGCAUCCCAGUACUCCAGCAUCUUCAGAACCAAUAACUACAACUGGACCAACCUCAACUACAUGCCAGGAAUCAUGUGAAUGGUCAGAAUGGUUUGACACAACAUUCCCAACCCCUGGUCCCAGUGGAGGUGACUCUGAAACAUACAAAAAUAUUAGAGCCGCUGGUUAUAGGAUCUGUGAGCAACCAUCCCAAAUUCAAUGCCGUGCCGAAAAGUAUCCAAAUAAAAGCAUAAGUGAAGUUGGACAGAAGGUGGACUGUAAUGUUAACAUAGGUUUAAUAUGCAAAAAUGAAGAACAAUCAGGCCCAUUUCCAUUAUGUUUGAACUACCAAAUACGUGUUUACUGCUGUGAUAAAAGCCACUGCACAUCACCGACAACGUCACCAUCAGUAUCAACCACAACCACAGGAACCACCACAACAAAACCAGAUUGUGAAGUCUGUUCCUGGACACCAUGGAUGAAUGUUGAUUACCCUGAAUAUGGACCAGAAGGAGGGGACAAUGAAACUAUCAAAAACAUUAUUCAUUCAGGACGCUAUAAAGUAUGUGAAAAACCAGCUGAAGUCAAGUGUCAAGCAGUGCGUUAUCCAGGUGUGCCAUUAUCAGAGUUAGACCAAAAUGUUACAUGCAGUAACUCAGGUCUACUUUGUGAAAACAAAUAUCAAACUCUAAUAUGUCUUGAUUAUGAGGUAAAGGCAAAAUGUUGUAAGCCCGUAGAAUGUACAACACCACCACCACCACCAGCAACAACAACAAUGACCCCCAUUACAACAUCACAUACACCUCCCACAACACCGCAUCAGAUUACAAUAACAAAGCCUUUGAGUACAACAGAAACUACAACUAAGCUCACACCUUCUUGCCAGUAUGAGUGCUCUUGGUCUGACUGGAUGGACUUUGGCCCUCCUACAACUGGUGCUAAUGGUGGUGAAGUUGUACCAAUAAGAAGGAUAAGUGACACAUAUCCUAAGAUCUGUUCCACCCCACCAAAAGUUGAAUGCCGAGCAAAACUCUACCCUGACCUUACCCUCUCACAAUUGGGCCAGGAACCCACACCUCAUUGCGGGUAUGAGUGCUCUUGGUCUGACUGGAUGGACUUUGGCCCUCCUACAACUGGUGCUAAUGGUGGUGAAGUUGUACCAAUAAGAAGGAUAAGUGACACAUAUCCUAAGAUCUGUUCCACCCCACCAAAAGUUGAAUGCCGAGCAAAACUCUACCCUGACCUUACCCUCUCACAAUUGGGCCAGGAAGUGACCUGUAAUGCCCAAGAUGGACUCAUCUGUCUCAACGAAAAUCAAGGUCUUCAACAGCAGUGCUUUGACUAUGAAAUUAGAGUGUAUUGUUGUCAAUUACCAGAAUGGUGUACCACAACAACACCACCAGGAACAACAACUACAACACCAACAACAACUACAACAACUACAACACCACCAUCAACUACAACAACAACCACUACAACAACUACAACACCAACAACAACAAGACCGGAAACAACUACAACAAAACCAACAACAACAUCAACACCAACAACACCAACAAGUACAACAGCACCAAGUACAACAUCUGCAACAACACCAAGUACAACAACCACAACCCCACUUACAACAUCCCCAACUGUGACACAAUCUACAAUUCAGCCCACACCUCAUUGCGGGUAUGAGUGCUCUUGGUCUGACUGGAUGGACUUUGGCCCUCCUACAACUGGUGCUAAUGGUGGUGAAGUUGUACCAAUAAGAAGGAUAAGUGACACAUAUCCUAAGAUCUGUUCCACCCCACCAAAAGUUGAAUGCCGAGCAAAACUCUACCCUGACCUUACCCUCUCACAAUUGGGCCAGGAAGUGACCUGUAAUGCCCAAGAUGGACUCAUCUGUCUCAACGAAAAUCAAGGUCUUCAACAGCAGUGCUUUGACUAUGAAAUUAGAGUGUAUUGUUGUCAAUUACCAGAAUGGUGUACCACAACAACACCACCAGGAACAACAACUACAACACCACCAACAACUACAACAACUACAACACCACCAUCAACUACAACAACAACCACUACAACAACUACAACACCAACAUCAACUACAACAACAACCACUACAACAACUACAACACCAACAACUACAACACCAACAACAACAAGACCGGAAACAACUACAACAAAACCAACAACAACAUCAACACCAACAACACCAACAAGUACAACAGCACCAAGUACAACAUCUGCAACAACACCAAGUACAACAACCACAACCCCACUUACAACAUCCCCAACUGUGACACAAUCUACAAUUCAGCCCACACCUCAUUGCGGGUAUGAGUGCUCUUGGUCUGACUGGAUGGACUUUGGCCCUCCUACAACUGGUGCUAAUGGUGGUGAAGUUGUACCAAUAAGAAGGAUAAGUGACACAUAUCCUAAGAUCUGUUCCACCCCACCAAAAGUUGAAUGCCGAGCAAAACUCUACCCUGACCUUACCCUCUCACAAUUGGGCCAGGAAGUGACCUGUAAUGCCCAAGAUGGACUCAUCUGUCUCAACGAAAAUCAAGGUCUUCAACAGCAGUGCUUUGACUAUGAAAUUAGAGUGUAUUGUUGUCAAUUACCAGAAUGGUGUACCACAACAACACCACCAGGAACAACAACUACAACACCAACAACAACUACAACAACUACAACACCACCAUCAACUACAACAACAACCACUACAACAACUACAACACCAACAACAACAAGACCGGAAACAACUACAACAAAACCAACAACAACAUCAACACCAACAACACCAACAAGUACAACAGCACCAAGUACAACAUCUGCAACAACACCAAGUACAACAACCACAACCCCACUUACAACAUCCCCAACUGUGACACAAUCUACAAUUCAGCCCACACCUCAUUGCGGGUAUGAGUGCUCUUGGUCUGACUGGAUGGACUUUGGCCCUCCUACAACUGGUGCUAAUGGUGGUGAAGUUGUACCAAUAAGAAGGAUAAGUGACACAUAUCCUAAGAUCUGUUCCACCCCACCAAAAGUUGAAUGCCGAGCAAAACUCUACCCUGACCUUACCCUCUCACAAUUGGGCCAGGAAGUGACCUGUAAUGCCCAAGAUGGACUCAUCUGUCUCAACGAAAAUCAAGGUCUUCAACAGCAGUGCUUUGACUAUGAAAUUAGAGUGUAUUGUUGUCAAUUACCAGAAUGGUGUACCACAACACCACCACCAGGAACAACAACUACAACACCACCAACAACUACAACAACUACAACACCACCAUCAACUACAACAACAACCACUACAACAACUACAACACCAACAACUACAACACCAACAACAACAAGACCGGAAACAACUACAACAAAACCAACAACAACAUCAACACCAACAACACCAACAAGUACAACAGCACCAAGUACAACAUCUGCAACAACACCAAGUACAACAACCACAACCCCACUUACAACAUCCCCAACUGUGACACAAUCUACAAUUCAGCCCACACCUCAUUGCGGGUAUGAGUGCUCUUGGUCUGACUGGAUGGACUUUGGCCCUCCUACAACUGGUGCUAAUGGUGGUGAAGUUGUACCAAUAAGAAGGAUAAGUGACACAUAUCCUAAGAUCUGUUCCACCCCACCAAAAGUUGAAUGCCGAGCAAAACUCUACCCUGACCUUACCCUCUCACAAUUGGGCCAGGAAGUGACCUGUAAUGCCCAAGAUGGACUCAUCUGUCUCAACGAAAAUCAAGGUCUUCAACAGCAGUGCUUUGACUAUGAAAUUAGAGUGUAUUGUUGUCAAUUACCAGAAUGGUGUACCACAACAACACCACCAGGAACAACAACUACAACACCACCAACAACUACAACAACUACAACACCACCAUCAACUACAACAACAACCACUACAACAACUACAACACCAACAACUACAACACCAACAACAACAAGACCGGAAACAACUACAACAAAACCAACAACAACAUCAACACCAACAACACCAACAAGUACAACAGCACCAAGUACAACAUCUGCAACAACACCAAGUACAACAACCACAACCCCACUUACAACAUCCCCAACUGUGACACAAUCUACAAUUCAGCCCACACCUCAUUGCGGGUAUGAGUGCUCUUGGUCUGACUGGAUGGACUUUGGCCCUCCUACAACUGGUGCUAAUGGUGGUGAAGUUGUACCAAUAAGAAGGAUAAGUGACACAUAUCCUAAGAUCUGUUCCACCCCACCAAAAGUUGAAUGCCGAGCAAAACUCUACCCUGACCUUACCCUCUCACAAUUGGGCCAGGAAGUGACCUGUAAUGCCCAAGAUGGACUCAUCUGUCUCAAUGAAAAUCAAGGUCUUCAACAGCAGUGCUUUGACUAUGAAAUUAGAGUGUAUUGUUGUCAAUUACCAGAAUGGUGUACCACAACAACACCACCAGGAACAACAACUACAACACCACCAACAACUACAACAACUACAACAACACCAUCAACUACAACAACAACCACUACAACAACUACAACACCAACAACUACAACACCAACAUCAACAACACCAGAAACAACCACGACAACACCAACACCAACAACACCAACACCAACAACUACAACACCAACAACACCAACAGGUACAACAGCACCAAGAACAACAACUGCAACAACACCAAGUACAACAACCACAACUGUGACACAAUCUACAAUUCAGCCCACACCUCAUUGCGGGUAUGAGUGCUCUUGGUCUGACUGGAUGGACUUUGGCCCUCCUACAACUGGUGCUAAUGGUGGUGAAGUUGUACCAAUAAGAAGGAUAAGUGACACAUAUCCUAAGAUCUGUUCCACCCCACCAAAAGUUGAAUGCCGAGCAAAACUCUACCCUGACCUUACCCUCUCACAAUUGGGCCAGGAAGUGACCUGUAAUGCCCAAGAUGGACUCAUCUGUCUCAACGAAAAUCAAGGUCUUCAACAGCAGUGCUUUGACUAUGAAAUUAGAGUGUAUUGUUGUCAAUUACCAGAAUGGUGUACCACAACAACACCAACAGCUACACCACCAGCAACAACAACUACAACACCACCAACUACAACACCAUCAUCAACUACAACAACAACCACUACAACAACUACAACACCAACAACUACAACACCAACAACAACAAGACCGGAAACAACUACAACAAAACCAACAAAUUGCGGGUAUGAGUGCUCUUGGUCUGACUGGAUGGACUUUGGCCCUCCUACAACUGGUGCUAAUGGUGGUGAAGUUGUACCAAUAAGAAGGAUAAGUGACACAUAUCCUAAGAUCUGUUCCACCCCACCAAAAGUUGAAUGCCGAGCAAAACUCUACCCUGACCUUACCCUCUCACAAUUGGGCCAGGAAGUGACCUGUAAUGCCCAAGAUGGACUCAUCUGUCUCAACGAAAAUCAAGGUCUUCAACAGCAGUGCUUUGACUAUGAAAUUAGAGUGUAUUGUUGUCAAUUACCAGAAUGGUGUACCACAACAACACCACCAGGAACAACAACUACAACACCACCAACAACUACAACAACUACAACACCACCAUCAACUACAACAACAACCACUACAACAACUACAACACCAACAACUACAACACCAACAUCAACAACACCAGAAACAACCACGACAACACCAACACCAACAACACCAACACCAACAACUACAACACCAACAACACCAACAAGUACAACAGCACCAAGAACAACAACUGCAACAACACCAAGUACAACAACCACAACUGUGACACAAUCUACAAUUCAGCCCACACCUCAUUGCGGGUAUGAGUGCUCUUGGUCUGACUGGAUGGACUUUGGCCCUCCUACAACUGGUGCUAAUGGUGGUGAAGUUGUACCAAUAAGAAGGAUAAGUGACACAUAUCCUAAGAUCUGUUCCACCCCACCAAAAGUUGAAUGCCGAGCAAAACUCUACCCUGACCUUACCCUCUCACAAUUGGGCCAGGAAGUGACCUGUAAUGCCCAAGAUGGACUCAUCUGUCUCAACGAAAAUCAAGGUCUUCAACAGCAGUGCUUUGACUAUGAAAUUAGAGUGUAUUGUUGUCAAUUACCAGAAUGGUGUACCACAACAACACCAACAGCUACACCACCAGCAACAACAACUACAACACCACCAACUACAACACCAUCAUCAACUACAACAACAACCACUACAACAACUACAACACCAACAACUACAACACCAACAACAACAAGACCGGAAACAACUACAACAAAAGCAACAACAACAUCAACACCAACAACACCAACAAGUACAACAGCACCAAGUACAACAUCUGCAACAACACCAAGUACAACAACCACAACCCCACUUACAACAUCCCCAACUGUGACACAAUCUACAAUUCAGCCCACACCUCAUUGCGGGUAUGAGUGCUCUUGGUCUGACUGGAUGGACUUUGGCCCUCCUACAACUGGUGCUAAUGGUGGUGAAGUUGUACCAAUAAGAAGGAUAAGUGACACAUAUCCUAAGAUCUGUUCCACCCCACCAAAAGUUGAAUGCCGAGCAAAACUCUACCCUGACCUUACCCUCUCACAAUUGGGCCAGGAACCCACACCUCAUUGCGGGUAUGAGUGCUCUUGGUCUGACUGGAUGGACUUUGGCCCUCCUACAACUGGUGCUAAUGGUGGUGAAGUUGUACCAAUAAGAAGGAUAAGUGACACAUAUCCUAAGAUCUGUUCCACCCCACCAAAAGUUGAAUGCCGAGCAAAACUCUACCCUGACCUUACCCUCUCACAAUUGGGCCAGGAAGUGACCUGUAAUGCCCAAGAUGGACUCAUCUGUCUCAACGAAAAUCAAGGUCUUCAACAGCAGUGCUUUGACUAUGAAAUUAGAGUGUAUUGUUGUCAAUUACCAGAAUGGUGUACCACAACACCACCACCAGGAACAACAACUACAACACCAACAACAACUACAACAACUACAACACCACCAUCAACUACAACAACAACCACUACAACAACUACAACACCAACAACAACAAGACCGGAAACAACUACAACAAAACCAACAACAACAUCAACACCAACAACACCAACAAGUACAACAACACCAAGUACAACAUCUGCAACAACACCAAGUACAACAACCACAACCCCACUUACAACAUCCCCAACUGUGACACAAUCUACAAUUCAGCCCACACCUCAUUGCGGGUAUGAGUGCUCUUGGUCUGACUGGAUGGACUUUGGCCCUCCUACAACUGGUGCUAAUGGUGGUGAAGUUGUACCAAUAAGAAGGAUAAGUGACACAUAUCCUAAGAUCUGUUCCACCCCACCAAAAGUUGAAUGCCGAGCAAAACUCUACCCUGACCUUACCCUCUCACAGUUGGGCCAGGAAGUGACCUGUAAUGCCCAAGAUGGACUCAUCUGUCUCAACGAAAAUCAAGGUCUUCAACAGCAGUGCUUUGACUAUGAAAUUAGAGUGUAUUGUUGUCAAUUACCAGAAUGGUGUACCACAACAACACCACCAGGAACAACAACUACAACACCACCAACAACUACAACAACUACAACACCACCAUCAACUACAACAACUUUUACAACAACUUCAACAUUUAGUGUCAUAACUGGAUCCACAUCAAAACCCGUUACAGAGCGUCAAUGUGUAUGCAUAAUUAAUGGAACUCAAGUACCACCAGGUUUCCAGAUUUACAAUGUGAGUGAUCUUGAUGGAUGGUGUUAUGUUGCAACUUGCAACAAGACAGAGUAUAAUGCAUGUGUAGUUCAUACACAUUCAUAUAAUUGUAGUGUACAUUCAACUACCCAAGCACCAACUACAAGCCACCUGCUACCCUGUGACAAGCCACCUCUAAAGCAUGGAGAGACUAUACCUGAUGGAAAAUGCUCCAAUAUUACAUGCAACAAUGGAAUAAUCAUACAUGAGCCUAUGAAAUGUGAAGAUACACCUUUGCCUGUUUGUGUAAACAACCACCCACCACAGAAAGUCACUGAUGAGUCUGGGUGUUGUUCCAAAUAUGAAUGCCAGUGUGUAUGCAGUGGCUUUGGAGACCCACAUUACAUCACUUUUGACGGAACAUACUACCCAUUUCAAGGAAACUGCUCCUAUGUCCUUGUCAAAGAGAUAAAUCCAAAAUACCACUUCAGCGUCAUUAUUGAUAAUGUCUACUGUGACUCCGAAGAUGGUCUCUCUUGUCCUAAAUCACUGACUGUGCACUACAAAUCCUAUGAAAUUUUCAUGACACAGGAGAUUUCUAACGGAAUUGUCACAAAUCUGAUCACUGUCAACCACAAGCGAGUCCUACUACCAUAUGAGAACGAGGACUUCCGAAUUUCAGACAAUGGUAUUGAAUCACUCGUGGUGAUACCAGCAAUCGAUGCACAGGUCAUCUUCACUGGCAUGAUGUUUUUCAUCAACCUCCCAUGGCAAAAGUUCCAUGGAAACACUGAAGGACAGUGUGGAACAUGUGAUAAUAACCGUAAAGAUGAUUGUCGCCUUCCAAAUGGCACCAUUAUUUCCUCCUGUGAAAAAAUGGCUCAGUAUUGGAAUGUCAGUAAUAAUGACAGCAACUGUCAACCACCACACACUAAACCGACACCAGUGCCAUGCACCAGUGCUCCAAUCUGUCAGAAUAUUAGCAAGAUCUUUAAGGAAUGCCAUGAGUUAAUCCCAUACCAGUAUUAUGAGGAGGCUUGCAACUAUGACGUGUGCCACAUGAACGAGACCAUCGGUUGUACCAGUUUGCAGAUGUACGCUGAACAGUGUGCUCUGGCAGGAAUCUGCAUCGACUGGAGGACAGCCACGAAUGGAGUGUGUGAUUUCGAGUGUGAAAAGCCCAAAGUGUACAAAGCUUGCGGACCUCAGAUUCCACCAACUUGUGAUUUAAGAUUUAACCUCAAGUUUAUAAGUACACCAAGUACCUUUAAUGCUUUGGAAAGUAUGAUCUGGGAAGGAUGCUACUGUCCGGAAGGCAUGAUACAGUUGGGUCCAGAUUUAAAUGUGUGUGUUCCUGAUUCCUGUGAAUGCAAGUUCGAUGGACAAUUGAAAAAGCCCAAUGAGACCUGGGUCUCGGAUUGUUUGAGCUGCACGUGUGAAGAGAAGAGUCUGACAGUGAGCUGCACGCCUUUGCCAUGUCCUACACAAGAGCCUCCUAACUGUAACGCACCUGGUCAGAUGAUGGUCCAACAGACUGUGGGUUGCUGCAAAUAUAACGUCUGUGUGUGUAAUUCCAGUCUUUGUCCCAAUGAGAAGCAAACCUGCCCUCUCGGAUUCACUCCACGAGUCGAAAUGAAAGGCUGUUGUCCAGUUUACACCUGUGUGCCUGAACCUGUCUGUGUGUUCAAUGACACGACAUAUAAGUCUGGUGCAUCUGUUCCCAUGGAAAAUUGUAAUAAGUGUGUGUGUUCCGAUGAAGUGGACUCCCAAAGUAAACUGCACAAAAUCUCAUGCGCUCCUCUUCCAUGUGACACACAAUGUCCACUGGGAUAUGAGUACCAGCUUGUUCCAGGAGAGUGCUGUGGAAAAUGUGUACAGAUCAGCUGUGUGGUUACAUCUGGAAAUACAACUCAAAUUAUCAAGGUCAAAGAGACCUGGGUCUCGGAUUGUAUGAGCUGCACGUGUGAAGAGAAGAAUCUGACAGUGAGCUGCACGCCUUUGCCAUGUCCUACACAAGAGCCUCCUAACUGUAACGAACUCGGUCAGAUGAUGGUCCAACAGACUGUGGAUUGCUGCAAAUAUAACAUCUGUGUGUGUAAUUACAGUCUUUGCCCCAAUGAGAAGCAAACCUGCCCUCUCGGAUUCACUCCACAAGUCAAAACAAAUGGCUGCUGUUCAGAGUACACAUGUGUGCCUGAACCUGUCUGUGUGUUCAAUGACACGACAUAUAAGUCUGGUGCAUCUGUUCCUAAGGAAGAAUGUAAUAAGUGUGUGUGUUCUGAUGAAGUGGACUCCCAAACUAAACUGCACAAAAUCUCAUGCACUCCUAUUCCAUGUGACACACAAUGUCCACUGGGAUAUGAGUACCAGCUUGUUCCAGGAAAGUGCUGUGGAAAAUGUGUACAGAUCAGCUGUGUGGUUACAUCUGGAAAUACAACUCAAAUUAUCAAGGUCAAAGAGACCUGGGUCUCGGAUUGUAUGAGCUGCACGUGUGAAGAGAAGAGUCUGACAGUGAGCUGCAAGCAUGUGCCAUGUCCUACACAAGAGCCUCCUAACUGUAACGAACCCGGUCAGAUGAUGGUCCAACAGACUGUGGGUUGCUGCAAAUAUAACGUCUGUGUGUGUAAUUUCAGUCUUUGUCCCAAUGAGAAUCAACCUUGCCCUCUCGGAUUCACUCCACGAGUCGAAAUGAAAGGCUGUUGUCCAGUUUACACCUGUGUGCCUGAACCUGUCUGUGUGUUCAAUGACACGACAUAUAAGUCUGGUGCAUCUGUUCCUAAGGAAGAAUGUAAUAAGUGUGUGUGCUCUGAUGAAUUGGACCCCCAAACUAAACUGCACAAAAUCUCAUGCACUCCUAUUCCAUGUGACACACAAUGUCCACUGGGAUAUGAGUACCAGCUUGUUUCAGGAGAGUGCUGUGGAACAUGUGUACAGAUCAGCUGUGUGGUUACAUCUGGAAAUACAACUCAAAUUAUCAAGCCUGGUGAUUCCUGGACUCCAUCUAAUGACAAAUGUGUGACUUAUAACUGUGUGAAAGACGGGACACAGUACAAUCCUGUAAAGACCCAGAAUGUUUGUCCACCAUUCUAUGAAGCUGACUGUAUUCCGGGAACAAUUGUCAAUGUUGAUUGCUGCCCUACUUGCACGCAGAAGAGUAGCUCGUGCAACCUUACCAAGAGCAUCACUUACCUUGAGAGCAAUGGCUGCAAGACUGCACAGCCAGUGGAACUGACGGCUUGUGAAGGCUCUUGUGUCACAUCUUCCCUCUACUCGAUGGCAGCCAACACGUUCGAGCACUCCUGCUCCUGUUGUCAGGAAGUGUCCACCAGCAAGAAGGAAGCCGAAUUCAUCUGUCCGGACGGAUCAAAAGUCACCCACACGUACGACUAUGUUGAGAAGUGCAGCUGCUAUGAGAGAGAGUGCACACUGAAGGAGACUUCUCCCGUCAAGCAGCGGCGUAGGCGUCGGUGAUCAAAUGUAGAACAGUCUUCAUUUUCUCUAAUCAAUGUUAAUCUAUUUAUGACUCUAUUUACACGAAUCAAUUAAAGAAUCAACUAAAGAAUUGUGACGACUGAAGAAAAAUCUUCAGUGUUUUUUUUUUCUGUAAUUCCUUUCUGAUGCUUAAAACCUAAUAAACAUCAACA